This is a messenger RNA of Homalodisca vitripennis (glassy-winged sharpshooter), 568 nucleotides long. RefSeq names its product cell division cycle 7-related protein kinase-like. NCBI's taxonomy places the organism in Eukaryota, Metazoa, Arthropoda, Insecta, Hemiptera, Cicadellidae. The transcript is spliced from 2 exons. Gene Ontology annotation, biological process: mitotic DNA damage checkpoint signaling; protein phosphorylation. Gene Ontology annotation, cellular component: nucleus. Gene Ontology annotation, molecular function: ATP binding; protein serine/threonine kinase activity. The record is from RefSeq and is a predicted model, not a curated record. Bases 10 to 456 code for a protein of 148 amino acids.
GCGGUGGACAUGUGGUCUGCGGGUGUGAUCAUGCUGUGUAUCCUGAGUGGCUGUUAUCCGUUCUUCCGCUCUCCUGACGACAUCUCUGCCUUGUGUGAGAUCAUCACUGUCUUCGGGACAACAGCCAUAACCACUCUAGCCAAAAAGAUUGGCCGCAAUGUGGUCUGCAGUGAGAAGCGGAAGCCGCUGAACCUGCGUAUCUUGUGCGAGAGCCUGAGACAGCGCAAGACUAGCGGCAAACUGCCCAAGGCUGACCAACCGUUGUGUCAGGACUGCCACCACUCCAACACCCUCGAGCACGGCUGCCUGUGUGAGGACAAGUGUAGGCUCGAACUGUCCUCCAGCUACUUCCCCCGCUCUGCCUUCGACCUGCUCGCCAGACUCCUGGACGUCGACCCUGACACUCGGAUAUCAGCCGAGGACGCCUUGCAACAUCCCUUCAUUACAGAGACCUGACCCUUCACUUCUAGUCUAGGUGUAUUUAAAUGUUUUAUUGUUAAGUGUGCCUUAUUUUAUAUGUAAAACUACCAUUAUAUGUGAUGUAUGGUUUGAUAUUAAAAUUUUCUUA